Episyrphus balteatus (marmalade hoverfly) is the source of this 2731-nucleotide messenger RNA. Its product is annotated as integral membrane protein DGCR2/IDD. The transcript has 4 exons. Bases 1179 to 1592 code for a protein of 137 amino acids. The record is from RefSeq and is a predicted model, not a curated record. Gene Ontology annotation, cellular component: membrane. NCBI's taxonomy places the organism in Eukaryota, Metazoa, Arthropoda, Insecta, Diptera, Syrphidae.
GUAUAAUUUCACUCUCUCAGUUCGUCAGUUGUGAAUAAAACGUCGUCGAUUUCAGGCAGGCAUUUUUCCGAAGCCAAAGGUAGUACAUAUACAACAUACGCAGAGUUUAGAAGAGAAAAAAAAAAAAUUAUUGCCUUCAAGAAAGGUUUCGGUUUCAAGUGCUUUAAUAAGGCCAAGUUGCAAUUUGCCAAAAAAAAUAAUAUUAUUUUUUUUUUUCAUUCUCAAAACCACCCCAGGCUUUCUCCCAAUGCAGUGCUAAAGAGUCCUUUGGUUUAAAACCUUUUUUUUUUUUGGUUGGUGAUUAAAAAUUCUCAUUUUGGAAAAACUCACGUUUUAGUGUGUUUUUCUUUCUUCUUUUUUUUUUAAUUGUGUGGUUUCCUGUUUUGCUUACCAACUUUUCAACCAUCUUGACUCUUUUUGUAUCCGUGCAUUAUAUUUUUUUAUGGACCAACAAAGGUUGAUUAUAUAGAUAUACGAGUAGAUCCGCAUCCGCACACACCGCACCUAUUAUUAGCUUUUGGUUCACAUCAGCCAUCACAAUCACAAUAUUUAUGAUGAUAAUGAUGCAGAUUGGUGAUGCAGUGGUUGUUCGUGUCGUCGCCAGUGAUUGAUGCCCGGAUUAAAAAUAAUACAUGUCGCCUCGCAUAAGUGUCGGCAGUCUAUAAAUUACCCCUAAAUCGAAUCGUUAAACAAACAACUACCUCGCUAUCACAUAAAUAGUGUUGCCCGCCGUCUUUGUAAUCGCUACUGAUGAUGUGUUUGGGGUAUCCUACUGUCCUAUUAUAACAACUACUGUCGACUUGUGUAAGUGGAGCAAAUAAAUAGAAAAAAAAAAAAAAACUUAUAUUGUGUCUCCCAGUGCACCCCAGAGUAUAGGUAUAUGCGAGACUUGAGUUUUCCUUUGAAAAGGGUAGUUUGACCACUAUUUCAUUCUAGAAACGCGAAUAGAGUAUAUUCGUCAAUGAAUAGAAUUUAAUCGUUGAUUUGCGCCAUUCAAGUGCUUUUAGGGUGUUUUAUUGACAUAAGCUGGGUUGGUGAAUACAUUUUUUUAAAUUAAUUGAAGCGCGCUGUGAUAAUCGCUGGCUGGGUGGUAAUAAAAAAGAAAUUCGUCGUCGUCGUCGUCUAACGUGCGAUAGUAAUAUAACAGUCAAAACGAACCACAUCCGACAAUCAAGCUGAUGACGAUGUUUUCGAUAGGAAGAAUUAUUAUUUUGGUGCUCGGCGUGUAUGUCUCGUUUAUAGGAUGCUUGGAGGAGGAUUGCAUCGAUUUUCAAGGCAACUCUGUCAACCAUGGAAUGCUGUACGUACCUGGACCGGGAGUUUGCAGUCUCUGUGUCUGUUACCAUUCUGAACCGUUGUGGUGUAAAGCUAUUUACUGCGAUCCACCCUAUUUUUGCAAGAACUUUAGAGUUGGCACACACUGCUGUGAGUUUGAGUGUUUGGAUCCACCUGGGGAGGAUACUAAAUAUCAGGAACGAAUGAGAAAACGCGCUCAAAUUCUUGCCGGAAAUAGCACCGCAGCCUCCAUAUCGCCACUAACGAUGUCCACCAUUAUGUUAACAAUGUUGGGUAAUACAUUACUAAACUUAUAACUUCAGCCAACACUAUACAAGCAAUGAACUUAUGAACAAUAGAAAAUUAAUUUCUUUAUUUUUUUAUAUAUACAAUUAUUAUUAUACGUAUGUACAUAAUUAUGUUCAUAUGAUAUUAUGAAAGAAUUUCUUAUCGUUAGCACAUUUUUUACAUUAAGCAAUAAAACAAAAUUAGCUAUAAACAUCAUUUAUCUAAGAAAUCCUUAAGAAUUAAAAGAGAAAAAUACACUAAAAUAAAAAACGAAAAAAAAAAACAAAAAUUAAAUAUUAAUUCUUAGAGGUCAUGACACAAUAAUUACAUUUUAACAUUGACAAUGCUUGCAUGUGUACCUUCAAUAUAAAAAAUAAAAAUAAUACAGAAAACCUAAACAAGGUCACAGAAUGACAUGCAAUCAAAUCAAAUUAUAAAUGUUCGGUCGGAGGACGAAAGAAUAAAUCAAUGAAUUGUGAUAGUCCUGGCAACUUAUAUACAAGUUGAAAUAGCGCGUAUACUAGUAUAUGUGUGCUAUUAGGAAAUGUUUGGAUAUUUUUUGCAAAUAUUUUUUUUUUUUUGUUAUAUAAUUUAAUCAAUAAAAAAUAUAUAUAACUUUUAAGCUUAUAUUGAAAAAUUGGAAAAAAUAUAUUAAAACCCCACAGUUACAAAUUACUUGGAAAAUUAGAAUAUCAUUACAUGCAAUACUUACAUAUCCAACACAAAAAAAAACACUAUUCUAUUGUUUGUUAAAAAUUUUUACACUUUACAAAAAUAUUUAUUUCAAUUGCAAAAUAAAAGGAAUAAACUUUUUAAAAAAAUUUAAAUAAUUGCCUUCAAAGCUGCUCAAAAAAAUCUUUCUGUAAAUAAAAAAAUAAUUUUUUUUAAACAAAAAUGGUGGACUAUCGUAAAAUACUUUCUCUAUAAGUUUAUUGAAAAAAAAAUAAAAGAAUUAUUAAAAAAAGCAAAGCUUAUUUAAAAAUAUAUUUUUGGUCAAAGACCUUAGAAUACAUAUUAUAUAUAGAUAUUUUAUUAUAUCAACUGCAAUUCUAUGAAGCAUAAUGAGGAGCAUUAUUAUUUAAGUGUAGUUUUAAGAAAUUUAUGAAUAUUUAAUAUUAAAUUCAAAUACUAAGAACUUGCCAGACUCUCUAAAAAAAAAACAAUAAAA